AUGGACAACAAUAAUAACAUCCAUGCUCCUACAGUCGCCUCCGGACCCACGUCCGGAGAGGCUCCUGCUCGCGAUCUAUCCAAGCUCGGUGUCGUCGAUCUCAUGCAAGAGAAAGAACGCAUCGAAGCGGAACUCUCAGCUCUUAGCAGCGUGCUCAGCUCCCAUGGCGUUCACAUGAACACCUCUUUGACGACGUUCGAUGGAUACCCCCGAGAUGACAUAGAUGUCGCCCAAAUACGAACCACCCGAGCGCGCAUCAUCAGACUACGAACGGAUCAUAAAGAAGUCAUGUCGCUUCUCGAGAAGGGGAUACAUGAUCAUUUCGCGAGCCUGCAGCGUGCGCAGGCUACUGCACCAUCCGAUGGCAACACCAAUAAUACGCAAGCUGUACCAUCCAGUGCAGCCGGCAGUGACGCUGCAGGGAGCGAGGCCGCCGGAGUUCCUUUUGCGAAAGUCAAUAGUGUUGUCCCUGGCAGCCCUGCGGACCAAGCCGGACUUAAAGCUGGCGAUACUGUACGGAAUUUUGGAAGUGUGAACUGGUUGAACCACGAACGUCUGUCGAAAGUUGCUCAGGUUGUCCAGCAAAAUGAGGGGCGCCCCGUGGCGGUCAUCAUCACCAGAAAGGAUCCGAACUCGGCCAAUGAUCUUGAGCUCAGCCUGGCGCUCACUCCUCGCCGUGAUUGGGGUGGCCGGGGUCUGUUAGGUUGUCAUCUAGUUCCUCUAUGA
This is a messenger RNA of Aspergillus brunneoviolaceus CBS 621.78, 726 nucleotides long. RefSeq names its product putative 26S proteasome non-ATPase regulatory subunit Nas2. Gene Ontology annotation, biological process: proteasome regulatory particle assembly. The transcript has 4 exons. Gene Ontology annotation, molecular function: protein binding. Gene Ontology annotation, cellular component: cytoplasm; nucleus. Lineage: Eukaryota; Fungi; Ascomycota; Eurotiomycetes; Eurotiales; Aspergillaceae. The record is from RefSeq and is a predicted model, not a curated record. Bases 1 to 726 code for a protein of 241 amino acids.